GAUUCUGUUCGCUACAUUGCUGAUUAGCCCAUUGCUGUGGUGAGAGCGCAUCGUGCGGGGCUGCUGCCGCCCUCCUCUCGUGUGUGAGACUUCAGGCUACACUGUGACCAGAGAAGUUGCAAGCAACAGUUUGAAACACUAGCAAGAUGCCACCUGCAAUUGGAGGACCUGUGGGUUACACACCACCCGAGGGAGGCUGGGGGUGGGCUGUGGUUUUGGGAGCCUUUAUAUCCAUUGGCUUCUCUUAUGCCUUUGCCAAAUCGAUCACAGUGUUUUUUAAAGACAUAGAAGUAAUAUUUGGAGCAACAAGUAGUGAGGUCUCGUGGAUUUCUUCAAUUAUGCUGGCUAUGAUGUAUGCUGGAGGUCCCAUAAGCAGCGUGUUGGUGAACAAAUUUGGAAGCAGACCCAUCAUGAUUGCUGGUGGCGUUCUUGCAGGCAGUGGUUUAAUCGCAGCCUCGUUCUGUAACACUGUGACUGAACUAUAUUUCUGUAUUGGUGUUGUUGGUGGAUUUGGUCUGGCUUUUAACUUGAACCCAGCACUAACAAUGAUUGGAAAAUAUUUCUUCAAAAGGAGACCAAUAGCUAAUGGAAUUGCCAUGGCUGGAAGCCCUGUAUUUUUGUCAACACUUGCUCCUCUGAAUCAAUACUUGUAUAGCUUCUUUGGAUGGCGUGGAAGCUUCUUGAUCUUGGGUGGGCUUCUGCUGAAUUGUUGUGUUGCAGGUUCCUUAAUGCGUCCCAUUGGACCAAAACCAGAGGACACAAAGAAAAAAGUGACCAAGGAGGUUUUGGAAGAAGCGGGAAAAUGUGCCUCCAAAGAAGAUGGUGAUGCUAACAAAGAUCUGAUUGAUGGCAAAGCAAAAACAAAGCCAACCUUUUUUCAGACACUCAACAAAUAUUUGGACUUUUCUCUUUUUACUCAUCGGGGAUUUUUGAUUUACCUUUCUGGCCACACUAUUAUGUUCUUUGGACUUUUUGCACCUCUAGUCUUUCUCAGCAAUUAUGCAAAAAGCAAGGGCAUUUCAAAUGAGUCUGCUGCCUUCUUGCUUUCGAUACUUGCGUUUGUAGAUAUGUUUGCAAGACCAUCCAUGGGCUUUGUAGCAAAUACCAAGUGGGUAAGACCCAGGAUGCAGUAUUUCUUUGCCGUUGCUGUGCUUUAUAAUGGUGUGUGCCACCUUCUGGCUCCAUUAUCAACAGAUUAUGUUGGCUUCGCUGUAUAUGCUGCCUUUUUUGGAUUUGCUUUUGGUUGGCUCAGCUCUGUCCUUUUUGAAACAUUGAUGGACUUGGUUGGUGCACACAGGUUUUCAAGUGCUGUUGGACUGGUAACAAUUGUAGAAUGUUGCCCUGUCCUCCUUGGACCACCCCUUUUAGGUAGACUUAAUGAUAUAUAUGGAGACUACAAGUACACCUACCAAGCUUGUGGAAUAGUGCUGAUCUGUGCGUCAAUCUACCUCUUCAUUGGAAUGACCAUCCACUACAGACUCCUUGCAAAAGAGCAAAAAGCUGAAGAGAAAAAGAAAAGCCAGGAGGCCAACGGUGGAGAAUCCGAACACAAAGACAAAGAACUUGCAGUCCUUCCUCAGAAUUCAGAUGACGUAGUGAAAGAGGAGGAGAGCAACAUAUGAGACUGUGGCUUGGAUCGGUUGGACACGAUCAAGACAUGACACUGAUUCUGCACAAUAGUCUCACUUUGGGAUAGAAUUUAUUUUUAAGCCUUAUUCAAACCAAUUUUUUUUUCCCUAGCUGAUCUAUGGAACCAUUUCAUCAGACAAACUAAACGUUGCAAUCUUAAUUCUUCAGUAGGCUGGAACAGUAACUUGUGCCUUAAUGCUGUUAUUCACAAAUCCAUUUUACUUUCCCCCUUUCCAAAGGAACUUUCUUUUAAACCUAAUUUUUUAUUUUUUUUUGUUUAGAAUUUUUAUAUUUGACUAAUGUGGCCAUGCAGAAGCCACAUGCUAAGAGGUUUUAAUUUAACAGGAAUAAGUGGACAAAACGUAUAGCUCACUCACACGCAACGCUUGGCUUCUGUCUUCCAAGGACUGCUUCUACAAUACAUCAAACAUUGGAAAUGAUCUUCAGGGCCUUCACUGGCAGGUUUCUGAAUGGAUCAUGGCAGAGAAUCUGAUCUCGCAUAAAAUAUUUUUGUAACGCUUCUGUUUAUAGCUGUGUGGAUGUAUUGUUGUUCCAGUAUUAAUGUCUGCAUUGCCAUAGAUGGCUGCAGCUCUUGUAGAAUCUUCCAGCCGCUGAAGAGGCAGUCAUGUUCUGUCCUCCCACUGUCACCGUGAAUGAGUUCCAAACAUACCGUUUUAUUAAUGACUGGCCAUCUUACUUUUAAGUGUUAAAGCCAGUUCUGAUAAUUUUUAAUUUUUUUAUUUAAUUUUUUUUUAUUUUUUUUAAAAUCAUGUUAAAAAUCUGACCAGAAUGUUGCUUUCAUUAUGAGUGGCCAGUGACGUGUGUUUUUGCUUAAUGAUGUACUGGGCUGAUAGGAUGAAGUGUAAUUUUAAUUUAUGAGCUGUAUAGCUAUAGGAAACAAUUGCUUUUUAUCUUUUUGUCUUAUAAUCAAGGCAGCCUUUAGACAGGGUAUAUGUGCCUGUUAACACAAAAUUGUACCUCUUAAUGUUAGAAUGCAUGUACCGUCACAUUCGGGAAGCCUGUUCUCCUAAGCUGAACACUAGAAAGUUUUCUGUCCUUUGCCGGUAUUUGUUCCAUUUUUUUUUUUUUUUUUUGUAAAUUCUGAUAGGAGAACAGAUCUUGCAAAUGCCAGUGUGCAUGCAGUCUAAUGUGGUCUGUUUUUUCCGAGUGACUGAAUUUGUUGGUUUUGAAACCAUCAGCCCUAAUAUUUAGGGUGACUCCUAUUAAGAUAGAAGUUGAGAGCUAUUCUAGUGGCAAAUAAGGGUCAAGUUCCUCUAACUUUAUUUAUAAUUGAGUUAUUUCAACCUGUCCUCCACCCCAGUGUUUCCCUGCCAUAACAAUAAAUGAUAUGUAAACUAGUCCCUCUGCUUCUUCCAGGACCACACCUGCCCAUGGGUUGUGCCUGGUAUUGCUUCUUUGCCUCAACGAAGAUAAAGAUGUUGAUCUGUAAUACCACAUCCAACUGUUGGACAAGUGUGGUGCUGUUUUUGAUAGAAAUCAGUCUGUCUAAUUAUGUACAGCGUUUUUAAAGCUUUUGCUGAAAGUCUGAAAUUUCAGAUGUGUGCGUUACCCCCCCC
This is a messenger RNA of Bufo gargarizans (Asiatic toad), 3206 nucleotides long. RefSeq names its product solute carrier family 16 member 1 (gene SLC16A1). The record is from RefSeq and is a predicted model, not a curated record. The transcript is spliced from 5 exons. NCBI's taxonomy places the organism in Eukaryota, Metazoa, Chordata, Amphibia, Anura, Bufonidae. Gene Ontology annotation, molecular function: monocarboxylic acid transmembrane transporter activity. The coding region runs from base 147 to 1622 and encodes 491 amino acids. Gene Ontology annotation, cellular component: membrane. Gene Ontology annotation, biological process: monocarboxylic acid transport; transmembrane transport.